GUUGGUGUGAUUCUCAGUAUCGCGAGAAAUGUCAGUUUGACGACGGAAAAGUGUUUUUUCCCCCAAAGUUUUAUACGGAUUUCUACGUGAAAAACAGUAGAAGGAUACUCAAUAUACAGUUCAGCACUACCAUGAACCCUUUGCGUUAUCGCUGCGCAGCUCUGUUGACCUAGUCGUGUAUGGAAAAUUAUGCAAAAGUGCAAAAUGUUUCUCAACGCAGUGCAUUAUAUUUAUACGAUAUCUUCGAGUUCGAGUCUCUUGUGAGAAUGGGCAGAUCGGAUGCGAUAGGGAGUGGCAGUGCCUGCGUUCCUGCUCUCAUGUUCCCACAAAAUUGAUGCAAUCAACCAAAAAGGUGGCGAAAUAUUUAUACUUUAGCAUAGGAAACUGUUUUAUGCUGUGGACUGCAACAUGUCGAGCCCUGACUUGGAGAAUCGACAAUUCCUCAAGACCAUCGAGUGGGAGAUGAUGGACAAGGCCAAGUUCUUUCCGCUGAGCAUGCUGAGCUCCUUCACCGUGCGCUGCUGUCUCUACCCUCUCACUGUGAUCAAGACGCAGCUGCAGGUGCAGUUCCGGAACGACGUGUACUCGGGCAUGCUGGACGCCGGCUCGAAGAUCUACAAGUCUGACGGCAUUUCCGGGCUGUAUCGCGGCUUCUGGAUCUCCUCCGUGCAGCUCGUGUCGGGCGUGUUCUACAUCAGCACGUACGAGAGCGUGCGUCACGUGCUGAGUCAGUACGGCGCCGGGCCGCGCGUGAAGGCCCUCGUGGGCGGUGGAUGCGCCUCUGUGAUCGGCCAGACGCUCAUCGUGCCCUUCGACGUCAUCUCGCAGCACAUGAUGGUGCUGGGCAUGCCGGCCACUGAGAAGGGGGGCCUCAAUCCGCUGGGCAUCAAGCCGCAAAAGGGGCGCUUCAGGCUCGCCGCCGGCAUCACGAGGGAGAUCUACAGGAGGGAUGGUUUCGUCGGUUUCUACCGUGGCUACACCGCCAGUCUUAUGGCCUACGUGCCCAAUUCUGCACUUUGGUGGGCUUUCUACCACCUGUACCAAGAUCAACUGUACAAAAUACUGCCGCACUGGUCGUCUCAUCUGUUAGUGCAAUGCAUUGCCGGAAGCUUCGGGGGCUUCACCACCACGCUCAUCACGAAUCCUCUCGACAUUCUGCGAGCACGGCUUCAGGUACAGCGCCUAGGGUCCAUCCGGGUGGCCUUCAACGAACUGUGGGCCGAGGAGAAGAUGCACAUGUUCUUCAAAGGACUCUCGGCCCGCCUGGUGCAGAGUGCAGCCUUCUCAUUUAGCAUUAUCCUAGGCUAUGAAACAAUUAAGAGGAUAUCUGUGAAAGAACAAUACAAACACCUAGUAAAGUGGUGAGAAUGAGAGAGAUUGAGCACUUUUUACCCAGUGUACAUAUAAUAAUUCUUUUUGUAAUAGGCAAUUGAAGUCUUUCUUUUACGCAUAGUAACUUAUACACAAGAUUAUUGUUUUACGGCUUUGUUACUGUUCUCAGGAAGAAUCGAUGAAAUGUGUAAUAUAAUGUGUAGAAACAGAA
Phlebotomus argentipes is the source of this 1543-nucleotide messenger RNA. Its product is annotated as solute carrier family 25 member 44. Gene Ontology annotation, molecular function: branched-chain amino acid transmembrane transporter activity. Bases 409 to 1365 code for a protein of 318 amino acids. Gene Ontology annotation, biological process: transmembrane transport; branched-chain amino acid catabolic process. Gene Ontology annotation, cellular component: mitochondrion. The transcript has 3 exons. NCBI's taxonomy places the organism in Eukaryota, Metazoa, Arthropoda, Insecta, Diptera, Psychodidae. The record is from RefSeq and is a predicted model, not a curated record.